AGAUCCGGGCUGCCGGGUGUCAUUGCAGCCGGUGGCUGCGAGCGGAGAGCCCGCACACUGGUGCCGUUUCAUUGCUGCUGCGCCGUUCAACUAAACGCACUUCGGCACACUGAGCCCUCCGAGGAGGGCUGCACCGUCCCCUCCCCAUGCACGGUAGCAUGCACGGCUGCAUUCCAAAGUUUGGAAGCGGUGCAGGGGACGCCGGCCGGUGUUGAGGACGGGAGCUGAGGUCCAGUGUCUGGAGAGACGGCCAGCAGCCUCUCUGAACCGCUCUAUUAUCUGGAGAGACAGCCAGCACCACUCUGAACCGCUCCAUUGCACCUCUACAUUCAGCAGAGAGUGCCUCAGACUGCAUUGUUUCCUGCGGAAGAGCCUGAACAAGUGCACCCUGGCUUAGAGAUUUUGAAUUCGAGACAAAAUAAAAACCAUCCGUCCAGCCUGACCGUCCUCCUGCUCGGGAAACCAGAUUCUUCCUCUUGGGCCUCCAUGGGCCCCGUGUGACUUCGCACACCCUCCCCUCCUUUGUUGCACAGACUCGCUCCGCAAGUUAACACAGUUACAGACUGGGAAAUCUACCGUGUGGCAGGUAGGUGAAUGGACUGUUCAGCCGAGACUGAAUUCUCUGCUGGAGCCUGCUCUACUGCUCCCAUAUCCUUUGGAGGCACCUCUAGCCCCUUGUCUGUGUUGACCAGAACUGUGCACGGUGCUCUGAUAACUGGCGGUGAUCUCCCGGGAGAAGUGGACUCAAGUGGCCAUGUCGAGAGACGCGAGUAGAACUGAGAGCCAGCACGGGAAGUGGACGGUGUCGAGCAGCGACGAGGAGGAUACGGGGCCUGCCGGAGGGGCUCCCGGCCCACCAGCCCAGCCAAUCAGGCGGGACGAGGUGUCUGAUUCGGACGAAACGGUGAUCGAUGAAGGGGAGUUCGAGGCAGCGCACUGUGGCCGGGCCACGGCGGUCACUGGAAGCGACGAGCGAGCUCUUCAUUCCAGCCAGUUUCCCGCUGGGUCGUCAACCCGGGACCCUGCGGGAAACCCUGUCAAAACUGAACCGUCGGACCCCGCGGGACGGCCCUCCCCCACAGCCAAACGGACAAGACCCUCGUCCGAGUUGGGCUGGGGGGUCUCCAGCAGCGACGAGGAACCCGAGGCCAAAGUGCCGGUGCAGCAGGUCAAGGAGGAGAGCCCUAGCCCGGUGCCGAAGAAACCGCGCCUGGGAGAACUGGAAUACCACCGCCCCUUGGCAGCAGGGCGGGGAGCCGAAGUGGGGGCGGAUGGUGGGAUGCCGGAUAAAUGGGAUGGGCUGGGGAAAGCCCAGCACUUCAGCUUUUAUCUCACCAAAGUGUCUGGCAUCUCGGCCAAGAACAAUGCGUGUGGUCUUCACAUAAAAGAUAUUUUAUCACCACUCUUUGGGACAAUAAUAGCUUCUGCUCAGUUCAAUUACUGCAUCGAUAUUCCAUGGCUUAUGAAGCAGUAUCCAGAGGAAUUUAGGACCAAGCCCUUGCUGAUUGUCCAUGGUGAGCAGCGACUGGCUAAAGCACAACUUCACGAGGAAGCACAUCCGUACCCCAAUGUCCGCCUCUGUCAGGCGAAGUUGGAAAUUGCCUAUGGAACACACCACACGAAAAUGAUGUUGCUUUUAUACGAAGAAGGUUUCCGAGUUGUGAUUCACACUGCCAACUUGAUCCAUGAUGAUUGGCACCAGAAGACACAGGGGAUAUGGGUGAGUCCUCUGUAUCCACGGUUACCAGAAGGGAGUCCUGAAACAGCCGGCGAAUCUGCCACAGGCUUCAAACGCGACUUGAUCGAGUACCUGGCGUCGUACCGGUCAUCUGGGCUCACCGAGUGGAUUGAUCACAUUAAGCAGCACGACUUAUCGCUAACCAGAGUUUAUCUCAUUGGUUCCACUCCUGGUCGUCACCAAGGCAACGAGAAGCAAAAGUGGGGUCACUUAAAACUCCGAAAGGUGCUGAGCGGCUGUGUGUCAUCUGUGGCAAGUCGGGAAUCGUGGCCCCUCAUUGGCCAGUUUUCCAGCAUCGGCUCCUUGGGAGCUGAUGAAACAAAAUGGCUGUGCUCGGAGUUUAAGGAGAGUCUCGCAACACUGGGCGCAGACCAGAGGCACCUGAGCAGUUUGAAGCCACCUCCUCUUCACUUGGUUUAUCCUACCGUUGAGAACGUCAGAACAAGUUUGGAAGGGUAUCCGGGUGGGGGUUCACUACCCUAUGCCAUUGACACAGCUCAGAAGCAACCCUGGCUGACUUCAUUCCUUAGACGGUGGUCUGCGGAGGUCACAGGCCGGAGUCGUGCCUUGCCCCACAUAAAGACGUAUCUGAGGGCUUCGCCGGAUUUCGAAGAGCUGGCGUGGUUUCUUGUCACGAGUGCCAACCUAUCCAAGGCGGCCUGGGGAAUGCUGGAGAAGAACGGCAUUCAGCUGAUGAUCCGCUCAUACGAACUGGGAGUUCUGUACCUGCCUGAGGCCUUCGGGAUAGGAACAGGUCGAUUCCUGGUACAGAGAGGUCAACUGCCGGACUGCAAGGCACCGGAGAUGUCCUUUCCCGUUCCUUACGACCUUCCACCACAGUACUAUGGCAACAAAGAUCGCCCGUGGAUCUGGAACAUUCCUUAUCUCCAUGCUCCCGACACCUAUGGAAAUGUCUGGGCCCCUUCGUAACUUCCGGAACUUGCGGGAGGCAUUUUUCCAUGCCCUGUUACGGAUCACUUUCCCAGACAAACAGAAUUUCAAAACUGCAGUGCAGUUCACGUGCUGACCUGCUGAAUCCUCACUGCAUAUCCAGUAUGUAUUGUCGUUUAUAUCUGUGUGUGUUUUUUGCAGAAUAAAGUUUUUGGAAUAUG
Messenger RNA from Pristis pectinata (smalltooth sawfish), 2850 nucleotides. RefSeq names its product tyrosyl-DNA phosphodiesterase 1 (gene tdp1). Lineage: Eukaryota; Metazoa; Chordata; Chondrichthyes; Rhinopristiformes; Pristidae. The record is from RefSeq and is a predicted model, not a curated record. Gene Ontology annotation, biological process: double-strand break repair; single strand break repair. The transcript is spliced from 16 exons. Gene Ontology annotation, molecular function: single-stranded DNA binding; double-stranded DNA binding; 3'-tyrosyl-DNA phosphodiesterase activity. Bases 755 to 2668 code for a protein of 637 amino acids. Gene Ontology annotation, cellular component: nucleus.